CCCCCGCCCGGCCCCUGCGCGCCGAGGUGCGCGCGCCCGCGCGUAUGUGUGUGAGUGCGUGUCCUGCUCGCUCCAUGUUGCCGCCUCUCCCGGUACCUGCUGCUGCUGCUGCUGCUGCUCCCGGGGCUGCGGGAAAUGCGAGAGGCUGAGCCGGGGAGGAGGAACCCGAGCAGCAGCGGCGGCGGCGGCGGCGGCGGCGGGAGGAGCCCCCCAGGAGGAGGACCGGGAUCCAUGUGUCUUUCCUGGUGACUAGGAUGUCGUCGGAGGAGGACAAGAGCGCGGAGCAGCCGCAGCCGCCGCCACCACCCCCCGAGGAGCCCGGAGCCCCGGCCCCGAGCCCCGCAGCCGCAGACAAAAGACCUCGGGGCCGGCCUCGCAAAGAUGGCGCUUCCCCUUUCCAGAGAGCCAGAAAGAAGCCUCGGAGUAGAGGAAAAGCUGCAGCGGAAGAUGAGGACAGCAUGGAUGGACUGGAGACAGCAGAAACAGAAAAUAUUGUGGAAACAGCAGAAAUCAAAGAACAAUCAGCAGAAGAGGAUGCUGAAGCAGAAGUGGACAGCAGCAAGCAGCCGGCCCCAGCCCUUCAGCGUUCUGUGUCUGAGGAAUCGGCAAGCUCCCUGGUCUCUGUCGGUGUGGAAGCCAAAAUCAGUGAACAGCUCUGCGCUUUUUGUUACUGUGGUGAAAAAAGUUCCUUAGGACAAGGAGACUUAAAACAGUUUAGAGUAACGCCUGGGUUUAUUUUGCCGUGGAAAAAUCAGCCUUCUAACAAGAAAGACAGUGAUGACAACAGCAAUGGAACUUGUGAGAAAACGCAAAACUCGGCACCACGAAAACAAAGAGGACAGAGAAAGGAACGGCCUCAGCAGAGUGUCGUGGCUUGCGUCAGUGUGAGCACGCAGACCGCUUCAGACGAUCAGCCUGGUAAACUGUGGGAUGAGCUCAGUCUGGUUGGCCUUCCCGAUGCCAUUGAUGUCCAAGCUUUAUUUGAUCCUACAGGCACUUGUUGGGCUCACCACCGUUGUGUGGAGUGGUCACUGGGGGUGUGCCAGAUGGAAGAACCAUUAUUAGUGAACGUGGACAGAGCUGUUGUCUCAGGGAGCACAGAACGAUGUGCAUUUUGUAAGCACCUUGGAGCCACUAUCAAAUGCUGUGAAGAGAAAUGCACCCAGAUGUACCAUUAUCCUUGUGCUGCUGGAGCAGGCACCUUUCAGGAUCUCAGUCACUUCUUCCUUCUUUGUCCAGAACACAUUGACCAAGCUCCUGAGAGAUCAAAGGAAGAUGCAAACUGUGCAGUGUGCGACAGCCCGGGAGACCUCUUAGAUCAGUUCUUUUGUACUACUUGUGGUCAGCACUAUCAUGGAAUGUGCCUGGAUAUAGCGGUUACUCCAUUAAAACGGGCAGGUUGGCAAUGUCCUGAGUGCAAAGUGUGCCAGAACUGCAAACAAUCGGGAGAAGAUAGCAAGAUGCUAGUGUGUGAUACGUGUGACAAAGGGUAUCAUACUUUUUGUCUUCAACCAGUUAUGAAAUCAGUACCAACCAAUGGCUGGAGAUGCAAAAAUUGCAGAAUCUGUGUAGAGUGUGGCACACGCUCUAGUUCUCAGUGGCACCACAAUUGCCUGGUGUGUGACAGUUGUUACCAGCAGCAGGAGAACUUGUGUCCUUUCUGUGGGAAGUGCUACCAUCCAGAAUUGCAGAAAGACAUGCUUCAUUGUAAUAUGUGCAAAAGAUGGGUUCACUUAGAAUGUGACAAACCAGCAGAUCAUGAACCGGACCCUCAGCUCCGAGAAGAGUACAUCUGUCUGUAUUGCAAACACGUGGCGGCUGAGAUGGACCCCUUGCAGCCAGGUGAAGAGGUGGAGAUGGCUGAGCUCCCUGCAGAUUAUAACAGUGAAAUGGAAGUUGAAGGCCCUGAAGACCACAUGGUAUUUCUGGAGCAAGCAGUUAAUAAAGAUGUUGCUGGUCAGGAGCCCGCACCUGGAGUUGCUCCAGACGCAGUUCACAUCCAUCCCGGAGAGCAGCAGAGGAGUAAUCCACCAGAAAGUUGUGACAUGCGUGGACUUCUCGUUUCUGAAUCAUCCCAAGAUAAAAUGGAUCCUGAAUCGGAAAAUCAGAUUUCUCGUGAAGUUGAUGGUGAAGCAGUGGAGAUGUGUCCGAAAGUGGCAUGUACCUGUGACAGGCCAAGUGAGAACAGCAUGGAAGUGACCGAGCGCGCUGACGCCCUCCCUCCCCAGCUGGUUGUGCUGCAGGAGGAAGUGCAGUCAGUGGAGGAGCCGAAUGUGGUGGCGUCGCCGGAAGAGUCUCGGCCUCCCGAAGUCACCAUUGAGUCUGUCAUUCUCCCACUGGAAACCUUAGUGUCCCCAGAUGGGGAAAGCACUUCUUUAUGUUCUACAGAACAUUUGGCUGUAGAAAGGGAACAGAGAGAAAACCCUGAGCCUUCUGCAUUUAUGGACUUGGAAGCGGCUCCUGCAGUUGAGAGUCAAGUGAAAGAUGGCUUAUGCCAAGAGGGCAGAUUUGUGAAACUAUCCUCUGAGACCGAGUCAUCGUCUUCCUCAGCAGCGGACACAAGCAAGGCUCACGUGUCUUCCUCUCCAGCACUUUCUUCCGACUUGCCUUCCCAUGACAUGCUGCACAGUUACCCUUCCACUCCCAACGCCUCUGUUGCAAACAUCCUGCCAACCACGUACAUCUCAGUCACCCCCAAAAUUGGCAUGGGCAAACCAGCUAUUACCAAAAGGAAGUUUUCUCCUGGUAGACCUCGGUCCAGACAGGGGGCUUGGAGUACCCAUAAUACAGUGAGCCCACCUUCCUGGUCCCCAGACAUUUCAGAAGGUCGGGAAAUUUUUAAACCCAGGCAGCUUCCUGGCAGUGCCAUUUGGAGCAUCAAAGUGGGCCGGGGGUCUGGAUUUCCAGGAAAGCGGAGGCCUCGCGGUGCAGGACUGUCUGGACGAGGCGGCCGAGGCAGAUCAAAAUUGAAGAGUGGAAUCGGGGCAGUCGUGUUACCUGGGGUGUCUGCUGCAGAUAUUUCAUCAAAUAAGGAUGAAGAAGAAAACUCUAUGCACAAUACAGUUGUGCUGUUUUCUAGUAGUGACAAGUUCACUCUGCAUCAGGAUAUGUGUGUAGUUUGUGGCAGUUUUGGCCAAGGAGCAGAGGGAAGAUUACUUGCCUGUUCUCAGUGUGGUCAGUGUUACCAUCCAUACUGUGUCAGUAUUAAGAUCACUAAAGUGGUUCUGAGCAAGGGCUGGCGGUGCCUUGAGUGCACCGUGUGUGAGGCCUGUGGGAAGGCGACGGACCCAGGACGGCUCCUGCUGUGCGACGACUGUGACAUAAGCUACCACACCUACUGCCUCGACCCUCCCCUGCAGACCGUUCCCAAAGGAGGCUGGAAGUGCAAAUGGUGUGUGUGGUGCAGACACUGUGGAGCUACGUCCGCAGGCCCAAGAGGCGAGUGGCAGAACAACUACACCCAGUGCGCCCCCUGCGCCAGCUUGUCCGCCUGCCCCGUCUGCCACCGGAACUACCGAGAGGAGGACCUGAUCCUGCAGUGCAGGCAGUGUGACAGGUGGAUGCAUGCAGUUUGUCAGAACUUCAGUACUGAAGAGGAAGUGGAGAAUGUAGCAGACAUUGGUUUCGAUUGUAGCCUGUGCAGACCCUAUAUGCCUACAUCAAAUGUGCCUUCCUCAGACUGCUGUGAAUCUUCACUUGUAGCACAAAUUGUCACAAAAGUGAAAGAACUAGAUCCACCCAAGACCUACACCCAGGAUGGUGUGUGUUUGACGGAAUCAGGGAUGACUCAGUUACAGAGCCUAACGGUUACUGUUCCAAGAAGAAAACGGUCAAAACCAAAGUUGAAGUUGAAGAUCAUAAAUCAGAAUAGUGUGGCUGUCCUUCAGACCCCUCCAGACAUCCAGUCAGAGCAUUCCAGGGACGGCGAAAUGGACGAUAGUCGAGAAGGAGAACUCAUGGAUUGUGAUGGAAAAUCAGAAUCUAGUCCUGAACGAGACGCUGUGGAUGAUGAAACUAAGGGGGUCGAAGGAACAGAGGGCGUCAAAAAGAGAAAAAGGAAGCCAUACAGACCAGGUAUUGGUGGAUUUAUGGUACGACAAAGAAGUCGAACUGGGCAAGGAAAAACCAAAAGAUCUGUGAUCAGAAAGGAUUCCUCAGGCUCCAUUUCCGAGCAGUUACCCAGCAGAGAUGAUGGCUGGAGUGAGCAGUUACCAGAUACCUUAGUUGAUGAAUCUAUUUCUGUUAAUGAAAACACUGAAAAAAUAAAGAAGAGAUACCGAAAAAGGAAAAAUAAGCUCGAAGAAAUUUUCCCUGCCUAUUUACAAGAAGCUUUCUUUGGAAAAGAUCUUCUAGACACAACAAGACAAAACAAACUAAGUUUGGAUAAUCUAUCAGAAGACACAACCCAGCUUUCUUAUAAAACAAACACCAAUACCACUUUCUUGGAUCCUUCCUUAGACCCGCUGCUUAGUUCAUCCUCAAUGCCAGCAAAACCUGGAGCUCACGGUGCUGCUGAUGACCCCUUAGCUGAUAUUUCUGAAGUCUUAAACACAGAUGAUGACAUUCUUGGAAUAAUUUCAGAUGACCUUGCAAAAUCAGUUGAUCAUUCAGGUCUUGAUUUAUGCACUUUCCAGGUUGAGAGCUCACCUUGUGCAUUUGCUGGAAUAGACGUUGGUCCGGUCGCUGAUGACCCUUCGUCUCUGCCUCAGCCAAGUGUGGGUCAGAGUUCACGGCCUCUAAGUGAAGAGCAGCUCGAUGGCAUCCUCAGCCCUGAACUUGACAAGAUGGUCACAGACGGAGCAAUUCUCAGCAAGUUGUAUAAAAUCCCAGAGCUCGGGGGCAAGGACGUGGAGGACUUGUUUACCGCGGUGCUCAGUCCUGCCGCUGCGCCGCCGCCCCCUGUGCCGCAGCCGCCACCACCCCCUGCGCCCCAGCUGCUGCCCGUGCACGGCCAGGGUACGUCGCCUCUAGACAAGUGUCAUGUCUUUUCACGGAUGCCACUCAUGAACGGCCUCAUUGGACCCAGUCCUCACCUCCCGCACAAUGCUUUACCUCCCGGAAGUGGACUGGGAACUUUCUCUGCCGUAGCACAAUCCCCCUAUGCUGAUACCAGGGAUAAAAAUCCGGCAUUUAAUCCAUUGGCUGGUGACCCUGCCAACUCAUGGGCAUCGUCGGCGCCCCCUGUGGAGGGAGAGAGUGACACGAUGUCGAAUGCCCAGAGGAGCACUCUCAAGUGGGAGAAGGAGGAGGCCCUGGGUGAGAUGGCGACCGUAGCUCCGGUUCUCUACACGAACGUCAACUUCCCCAACCUGAGGGAAGAGUUCCCGGAUUGGACGACUAGAGUGAAGCAAAUUGCCAAGUUGUGGAGAAAAGCAAGCUCACAGGAGAGAGCACCAUAUGUGCAAAAAGCCAGAGAUAACAGAGCUGCUUUACGCAUUAAUAAAGUACAGAUGUCAAAUGAUUCCAUGAAAAGGCAGCAACAGCAAGACAGCAUCGAUCCCAGCUCUCGCAUCGAUUCAGAUCUUUUUAAAGAUCCACUAAAGCAAAGAGAAUCCGAACAUGAACAGGAAUGGAAGUUCAGACAGCAAAUGCGUCAGAAAAGCAAGCAGCAGGCUAAGAUCGAAGCCACGCAGAAGCUGGAGCAGGUGAAGAGCGAGCAGCAGCAGCAGCAGCAGCAGCAGCAGCAGCAGCAGCAGCAGCAGCAGCAGCAGCAGCAGCUCGGCUCUCAGCCUGCGAUGGGCCAGUCCGGCUCAGACACGCCCAGUAGUGGGAUCCAGAGCCCCCUGACCCCGCAGGCCGGCAGUGGAAGUCUGUCUCCUGCCCAGUCAUUCCACAAGGACCUGUUUCCAAAGCCACUGCCCAGCACCCCCGCCCCCGCCCCCUCAGAUGAUGUGUUUGUGAAGCCGCAAGCUCCCCCGCCUCCCCCCGUGCCCUCGCGCCUGUCCCUGCAGGAGAGUCUGUCUCAGGCUCAGCCUUCUCAGCCCCCAUCCCCACAGGUGUUUGCCCCUGGAUCGUCCAACUCUCGACCACCGUCUCCAAUGGACCCUUACGCGAAAAUGGUGGGUACCCCACGGCCGCAUCCUGGGGGCCACGGCUUUCCCAGAAGAAAUGCCACACUGGCAGAGAGCUGUGGGCCGCUGCCGUCGGCCUCCAGGCUGCCUCAGAUGGGUGAGGCCGCGGCCAAUCGGCCAUCGCCGGUCCGAGAGGUGUGCGCCGCCGGCAGUGACCCCUACGCAAAGCCUCCAGACACCCCUCGGCCUGUGCUGACAGAGCCAUUUCCCAAGCCCCUCGGCCUGCCCCGGUCUCCAGCCCUUUCUGACCAGACCUCACAAGGCCCUCUCGCCCCUGGCACCAGUGACCACUUCCCCAAACCAUCUCCUCGGGCAGAUGCAUUUCAGAGACAGCGGAUCCCUGACCCGUAUGCUCGACCCUUGUUGACACCUGCUCCUCUCGACGGUGCUCCCGGCCCUUUUAAAGCUCCGAUGCAGCCCCCUCCUCCCUCCCAGGAUCCUUACGGGCCAGUGUCCCAGGCACCAAGGCGAUUGUCCAUCGACCCUUAUGAAAGGCCCACGUUGACACCACGACCUGUAGACAGCUUUUCUCAUAACCAGUCCAGUGAUCCCUAUAGCCAGCCUCCCCUCACCCCUCAUCCAGCAAUGAAUGAAUCUUUCUCCCAUCCCUCGAGGGCUUUUUCCCAGCCUGGACCCAUAUCAAGGCCAACAUCUCAGGACCCCUAUUCCCAGCCUCCAGGAACUCCACGACCUGUUGUAGAUUCCUAUUCCCAGCCCCCAGGAACGUCUCGCUCCAAUCCAGACCCGUAUUCUCAACCUCCUGGAACUCCCCGGCCCACCACGAUGGAUCCAUAUAGUCAGCAGCCGCCCACCCCACGGCCGUCUGCACAAGCAGACUUGUUUGCUACAUCGGCAGCCAGUCAGAGGCAUCCUGACCCAUAUGCUCAUCCUCCUGGAACCCCAAGACCUGGAAUGUCUGUUCCUUACUCGCAAACACCAGCAGCACCACGGCCAAGGAUUUCAGAGGGUUUUACUAGGUCCUCGACAAGACCGGCCCUCAUGCCAAACCAGGAUCCUUUCCUGCAAGCACAUAAUCGAGGAGCAGCCUUACCUGGCCCUCUGGUGAGGCCGCCUGAUGCUUGUUCCCAGACUCCCAGGCCGCCUGGUCCUGGUCUUUCAGACGCUUUUAGCCACGUUUCCCCAUCUGCUCCCCGUGACCCCUACGAUCAGCCUCCCAUGACUCCGAGACCGCAGCCUGACGCGUUUGGAACAAGUCAGGUUGCCCAUGAUGUUGCUGAUCAGCCACGGCCUGGGUCUGAGGGGAGCUUUGGGGCACCUUCCAACACACCCAUGACUCCGCAAGGCCAGCAGUUCUCCAGCGUCUCCCAGCUUCCCGGACCCGUACCCACCUCAGGGGUCACCGACACACAGAGCACUGUCAACAUGUCCCAGGCUGAUACAGAGAAAUUGAGACAGCGACAGAAGCUCCGUGAGAUCAUCCUCCAGCAGCAGCAGCAGAAGAAGAUGGCCAGUCGGCAGGAGAAGGGGACCCAGGACCCAGGAGCGGUGCCCCACCCGGGGCCCCCGCCACACUGGCAGCCGGAGGGCGUCGGCCAGGCGUUUGCCCGGCCCCCGCCCCCCUACCCUGGGAGCAUCAGGUCCCCCAUGGCCCCUCCUCUGGGCCCUCGAUACACCGUCUUCCCGAAGGAGGCCCGCGGAGUCUAUCCCCCUGAUGUCAGCGGCUUGGGCAUGAGGCCGCAUGGAUUCAGGUUUGGAUUUCCAGGCGGUGGUCAUGGCACUUUGUCAGGUCAGGAACGCUUCCUUGUACCUCCUCAGCAAAUGCAAGGAUCUGGAGUUUCUCCACAGCUCAGAAGGUCUCUAUCUGUAGAUAUGCCCAGGCCUUUAAAUAACUCACCAAUGAAUAAUCCUGGUGGACUUCCUGCACAUUUUCCAGCACAGAGCCUGCCGGUUCAGCAGCAUAACAUACUGGGCCAGGCCUUCAUUGAGCUGAGGCACCGGGCCCCGGACGGGAGGCCCCGACUGCCCUUCCCUGCUGCUCCUGGCAACAUCAUCGAGGCACCCUCCCAUCCCCGCCAUGGAAGCUUCAUUCCCCGGCCGGACUUCCCAGGCCCCAGACACCCAGACCCCAUGAGACGGCCCUCCCAAGGUCUCCCUCAUCAGCUGCCCGUGCACCCAAAUUUGGAACAAGUGCCGCCAUCUCAGCAGGAGCAGAGCCAUGCUGUCCACUCGUCUGCUACGGUCAUGAGGUCUCUGAGUCACCCCUUGGGUGGUGAGUUCUCAGAGGCCCCUUUGUCAGCCUCUGUGCCAGCUGAAACAACAUCUGAAAAUUUACAGAUAACCACCCAGUCUUCUGAUGGUCUCGAAGAAAAGCUUGAUUCUGAUGACCCGUCUGUCAAAGAACUCGAUGUUAAAGACCUUGAAGGGGUUGAAGUCAAAGACUUAGAUGACGAAGAUCUUGAAAAUUUAAACCUGGAUACAGAAGAUGGCAAAGGGGAUGAGUUGGAUACUCUGGGGAAUUUAGAAACUAACGACCCCAACCUGGACGACCUAUUACGGUCGGGGGAGUUCGAUAUCAUCGCUUAUACAGACCCGGAACUUGACCUGGAAGACAAGAAGAACAUGUUCAACGAGGAACUGGACCUCAAUGUCCCAAUUGAUGAUAAGUUAGAUAAUAAGUGUGUAUCUGUUGAACCUGAAAAAAAGGAGCAAGACAACAAAAGUGUGGUUCCUUCUGAUAAACCUUCUGCUUGGAAAAAAUCCACUGUCAGCAGCGAGAUAAAAACAGAAGUGCUGUCUCCAAAUUCUAAAGGGGAAGCCAAAUGUGAAAGUGAGAAAAGUGAGGACAGUAAAGAUACUGCUGACCCUUCCUGCCCACCAGCCUCUGCUCCUCUGGACAGGAGCGAUGGGGACAAGGCUCCUGUGCAGCCCUGUGAUGCAGACCUGCUGGAGGAAAGGACUACGCAAGAAGCGACCGGCUCCAACGCGAGCGCGGCUCGUGGGGCCACUCAGCUGCCUGCCGAAGAUGCUGCCACCCCGUGCAGCAUGCCUGGGCCAACUCCCGUUCUCUCAAGUCUGCUUGCUAACGAGAAACCUGACCCUGCAGACAUGAGGCCGUUGGCAUCUCCAGCACCAACUCUGCCAGCCUCCCCGUCCGGCCACGUGUCAAGUUUGCCUCCCCCUCUGAUGACACCGCCUGGUCAUGUUUUGGAUAAUACCUUGAACUCUAACGUGGCAGUAGUCCCUCGACUAAACCAUGCUUUCCCUCAGGGUGUGCAGGUAAAUCCAGGCUUCAUUCAGGGUCAGCCGCCAGUAAACCACAGUUUUGGGACAGGCAAACCUGCCAGUCAGCCUGUGCCCCUGACGAGUCAGCCUGGGACCAGUGGCAUGUCUGGAGCCCAGCAGCUAAUGAUUCCUCAGACGUUAGCCCAGCAGAGCAGAGAGAGGCCCCUCCUUCUGGAGGAGCAGCCUCUACUGCUGCAGGAUCUUUUGGAUCAAGAGAGACAAGAACAGCAGCAGCAGAGACAGAUGCAAGCCAUGAUCCGCCAGCGAUCUGAGCCCUUCUUCCCUAAUAUCGAUUUUGAUGCAAUUACAGACCCUAUAAUGAAAGCCAAAAUGGUGGCCCUUAAGGGCAUAAAUAAAGUAAUGGCUCAAAACAACAUGGGCAUGCCGCCGAUGGUUAUGAACAGGUUCCCCUUCAUGGGCCAGUCAGUGGCCGGGGCACAGAGCGGGGACGGCCAGACCCUCCUGCCACAGGCAGCUGCUCAGGAUGGCAGUAUAACACAUCAGAUUUCUAGGCCUAAUCCUCCAAAUUUUGGUCCAGGCUUUGUCAAUGAUUCACAACGUAAACAGUAUGAAGAAUGGCUUCAGGAGACCCAACAACUUCUUCAGAUGCAGCAGAAAUAUCUUGAAGAACAAAUUGGCGCGCACAGGAAAUCCAAGAAGGCCCUUUCAGCUAAGCAGCGUACCGCCAAGAAGGCUGGGCGCGAGUUCCCAGAGGAGGACGCCGAGCAGCUCAAGCACGUCACCGAGCAGCAGAGCAUGGUUCAGAAGCAGCUGGAGCAGAUUCGUAAACAACAGAAAGAGCAUGCCGAGUUGAUUGAAGAUUACCGGAUUAAGCAGCAGCAGCAGCAGCAAUGUGCAAUGGCCCCCCCGCCUGCCGUUCUGCCUGGUGUCCAGCCCCAGCCGCCCCUGGUUCCGGGUGCCCCGCCGCCUGCCAUGAGCCAGCCCAGCUUCCCAAUGGUACCCCCACAGCUGCAGCACCCUGCAGUCAUGCCUGGCCACAGCAGCCCGGCCAGAAUGCCCAGCGUACCUGGGUGGCAACCUCCCAGUGUUCCUCCUCACCUCCCUCUCAACCCUCCUAGGAUUCAGCCUCCGGUUGCACAGUUACCAAUAAAAACUUGCACACCAGCCCCAGGGGCCGUGUCAAAUGCAAAUCCUCAGAGUGGACCGCCACCUCGGGUGGAAUUCGACGACAAUAACCCAUUUAGUGAAAGUUUUCAAGAACGAGAACGUAAGGAGCGUCUCCGGGAACAGCAGGAGAGACAGCGGAUCCAGCUCAUGCAGGAAGUCGACAGACAGAGAGCUCUGCAGCAGCGGCUGGAGCUGGAGCAGCAUGGCCUGAUGGGCUCGGAGCUGAGCAGCCGGCCGCCCGCGCCCCAGCUCUCGUUCUUCGGCUCGGACCUUCCCCGCGACUUCGUGCCGCCCCCACGGCCCCUCCCACCAUCUCCGCAGCACCAGAUGGGGCAGGCGGUGCAGCCCCAGGGUAUGCAGCAGGCGCCUCUCAGCUCACCCCCAGCCCCAGGUUUCCUGCAGACCAAUGAGCGGAGGCAGACAGGACCGCCCUCCUUUGUUCCCGAGUCGCCCUCUGUUCCAGGGGGAGGCCCAAGUUUCCACCCCGUGAAGCAGGUCCACGGAGGUCUUCCUGGGCCUGGUUUCCAGCUGUCCCCCGCGAGGCCGCCAUUCACACCUGCUCUCCCCGCGGCGCCCCCCGCAGCCAGCAGCGGUCUCCCUGGCGGCCAGGACCCAGCCGUCACCCAAGGGCAGAGCUACCCGGGCUCAGCACAGUCGCUCAUCCAGCUAUAUUCUGACAUAAUCCCGGAAGAGAAAGGGAAAAAGAAGAGGACCCGGAAGAAGAAGAAGGACGAAGACAUGGAGUCAGCCAAGGCGCCAUCCACCCCCCACUCGGACAUCACUGCCCCGCCGACCCCAAACAUCCCCGAAACUACCUCUACGCCCGCUGUGCCCAUGCCUAGUGAGCCCUCGCCGCUGGCGGGACCCGAGGCGGUGGAGCCCGCGGGCCCGUCCCCACCUGGCACGGCAGCAGGCCCGCUGUGUGCUGAGCCAGAGGCCCAGCUACCUGGCAGGGACUUCGCACAGGGAACCCCAGAUCAGCAGACCUAUGCAGAGUCGGAGACGGAGAAGCUCUCUGUGGAGAUCCCUGCCGCCACCCAAGAGGCGAAACUGGAGACCCCCGAGCCGGAGCAGGGCCCGGGCCGGGGGGGACCUGAAGCCGAGCAGCUCGCCGGGGACCAAGCUGAAGAGCAGGCCACAGCCGCCACCGCCUGCCCCGCGCACAGCCCUCCCCGACCCGCCGGGGCUCCAGCUACCAAAGGGGACUCGGGCAAUGAGCUUCUGAAGCACCUGCUGAAAAAUAAAAAGGCAUCUUCCCUUUUAAAUCAGAAACCUGAAGGUGGUUUUUGUUCAGAAGACGAUUCUACAAAGGACAGCAAACUGGUCGAGAGGCAGAACCCAGCCGAGGUGCAAACUUUGGGGGCUCAAGUGCAAGGUGGUCUUGGAUGUGGCAACAACCAGUUGCCAAAAGCAGAUGGAGGAAGUGAAACCAAGAAACAGCGAAGCAAAAGGACUCAGAGGACUGGGGAGAAAGCGGCGCCUCGGUCAAAGAAGAGGAAAAAGGAGGACGAAGAGAGACAAGCUCUGUACUCCACCAGCGACACCUUCACCCACCUCAAACAGCAGCUCUCUCUGCUCCCUCUAAUGGAACCGGUCAUUGGAGUGAACUUUGCCCACUUUCUUCCUUACGGCAGUGGCCAGUUUAAUAGUGGGAAUCGACUUCUAGGAGCUUUUGGCAGUGCCGCCCUUGAAGGGGUUUCGGAUUACUAUUCUCAGUUGAUGUACAAGCAGAAUAAUUUAAGUAAUCCUCCAACACCCCCUGCCUCUCUUCCUCCUACACCACCUCCUAUGGCUUGUCAGAAGAUGGCAAAUGGUUUUGCAACAACUGAAGAGCUUGCUGGAAAAGCUGGCGUGUUAGUGAGCCACGAAGUUACCAAAAGCCUAGGAUCUAAAGGGUUUCAGCUGCCGUUCAGACCACAAGAUGACUUGCUGGCCAGAGCGGUUGCUCAAGGCCCCGAAACGGUGGACGUCCCCGCCUCACUCCCAACUCCGCCCCAUAACAACCAGGAGGAAUUAAGGGUGCAGGAGCACGGGGGAGAGCGGGACAGCCCUGACAGCUUUGUCCCCUCAUCCUCCCCUGAGAGCGUGGUUGGGAUGGAAGUGAGCAGGUACCCGGACCUGUCACUAGUCAAAGAGGAGCCCCCGGAGCCCGUGCCGUCCCCCAUCAUCCCCAUCCUUCCCAGCAACGCCGGCAGAGGCUUGGAAUCCAGAAGGAAUGAUAUCAAAACUGAGCCAGGCACUUUAUUUUUCACGUCACCUUUUGGCUCAUCCCCAAAUGGUCCCAGGUCGGGUCUGAUAUCUGUGGCAAUCACCCUGCACCCUGCAGCUGCUGAGAACAUUAGCAGUGUUGUGGCUGCAUUUUCCGACCUCCUCCAUGUUCGGAUCCCUAACAGCUACGAGGUUAGUAAUGCUCCAGAUGUUCCAUCCGUGGGUUUGGUCAGUAGCCACAGAGUAAACCCAGGUUUGGAGUAUCGACAGCGUGUAUUUCUUCGUGGGCCUCCACCAGGAUCUGCGCGCCCUCCCAGGCUAGCCAGCUCUUUCCACCUGAAGCAGCCUAGCACGCCGCUCCCUCCGGCAAGCAAUGGUCUCUGUGGAUACAAGGAUGCCGGCCGCGGCGUCUCAGCGCGCGCGGCGCUCAGGCCCCAGUGGUGCUGUCACUGCAAGGUGGUCAUCCUGGGCAGCGGCGUGAGGAAGUCGGCCAGAGAUCUGGCCUUUGUGAACCAGGGCUCCCGAGACGGCCCCGGCAGAGUGGAGAGGGACAUCGUCUUCUGUAGUAACAACUGCUUUAUUCUCUAUUCAUCAACUGCACAAGCAAAAACCUCAGAAAGCAAGGAAUCCGCUCCUUCGUUGCCGCAGUCACCUGUAAGAGAGCUGCCUCCCAAAGCGCCGCAUCAGUACAACAACAACAUCUCCUCGCUAGACGUGCGCUGCCUACCACAGCUCCAGGAGAGAGCCUCACCCCCGGCGUCCCCUCCCAUCUCUUUCCCUCCUGCUUUUGAAGCGGCCAAAGUGGAGGCAAAGCCUGAUGAGCUUAAGGUCACAGUCAAGUUAAAGCCUCGGCUGAGAACUGUCCACGGUGGGUUUGAAGACUGCAGGCCGAUCCCUAAGAAGUGGAGAGGGAUGAAGUGGAGGAAGUGGAGCAUCCACAUCGUGGUCCCCAAGGGGGCCUUCCAGCCCCCCUGCGAGGAGGAGAUCGAUGAGUUUCUGAAGAAGCUGGGCACCUCCCUGAAGCCUGACCCUGUGCCCAAAGACUACCGCAAGUGCUGCUUCUGCCACGAAGAGGGCGACGGGCUGACGGACGGGCCGGCGAGGCUGCUCAACCUCGACCUGGACCUGUGGGUCCACCUGAACUGUGCACUGUGGUCCACGGAGGUCUAUGAGACCCAGGCUGGCGCCCUGAUCAACGUGGAGCUGGCCCUGCGGAGGGGCCUGCAGAUGAAAUGCGUCUUCUGCCACAAGACGGGGGCCACCGGUGGCUGUCACCGGUUCCGCUGCACCAACAUUUACCACUUCACUUGCGCCAUUAAAGCACAAUGCAUGUUUUUUAAAGAUAAAACUAUGCUUUGUCCCAUGCACAAACCAAAGGGCCUCCACGAGCAGGAGCUGAGCUACUUCGCCGUCUUCAGGAGGGUGUACGUGCAGCGCGACGAGGUGCGGCAGAUCGCCAGCAUUGUGCAGCGCGGCGAGCGCGAGCACACCUUCCGCGUGGGCAGCCUCGUCUUCCACGCCAUCGGCCAGCUGCUCCCGCAGCAGAUGCCGGCCUUCCACUCGCCCACGGCGCUCUUCCCCGUAGGCUACGAGGCCAGCCGGCUGUACUGGAGCACGCGAUACGCCAACCGCCGCUGCCGCUACCUCUGCUCCAUCGAGGAGCAGGACGGCCGCCCCGUGUUCCUCAUCAGGGUCGUGGAGCAGGGCCACGAGGACCUCGUCCUGAGCGACACCUCGCCCAAAGGUGUUUGGGAUAAAAUUUUGGAGCCCGUGGCCUGUGUAAGGAAAAAAUCUGAAAUGCUGCAGCUUUUCCCAGCCUAUCUAAAAGGGGAGGACCUGUUCGGCCUGACCGUCUCUGCAGUGGCACGGAUCGCCGAGUCACUCCCUGGGGUUGAGGCAUGUGAAAACUACACCUUCCGGUACGGCCGGAACCCCCUCAUGGAGCUGCCGCUGGCCGUCAACCCCACAGGUUGUGCCCGGUCCGAACCUAAAAUGAGUGCCCAUGCCAAGAGGUUUGUGUUAAGGCCUCACACCCUGAACAGCACCAGCACCUCCAAGUCCUUCCAGAGCACCGUCACCGGGGAGCUGAGCGCGCCCUACAGCAAGCAGUUCGUCCACUCCAAGUCGUCGCAGUACCGGAAGAUGAAGACUGAGUGGAAGUCCAACGUGUACCUGGCCCGGUCCCGGAUUCAGGGGCUGGGCCUGUACGCUGCCCGGGACAUCGAGAAGCACACCAUGGUCAUCGAGUACAUCGGGACCAUCAUCCGGAACGAGGUCGCCAACAGGAAGGAGAAGCUCUACGAGUCCCAGAACCGAGGCGUGUACAUGUUCCGCAUGGACAGUGACCACGUGAUCGACGCCACGCUCACGGGAGGACCUGCCAGGUACAUCAACCACUCGUGUGCCCCCAACUGCGUGGCGGAGGUGGUGACCUUCGAGCGCGGCCACAAGAUCAUCAUCAGCUCCAGUCGGAGAAUCCAGAAAGGAGAAGAGCUGUGCUAUGACUAUAAGUUUGACUUUGAGGACGACCAGCACAAGAUCCCCUGUCACUGUGGAGCCGUGAACUGCCGCAAGUGGAUGAACUGACGCGACCCCGCGCCUCGGAGGGCGGCUCGUCCCGAGAGAAGCGAGUCCACGCGCCGUUGGAAUUUCGCAGACAGAAAAGAGGUUUUUGUUUUCUGUUUUAUGACUUUUUUGAAAAGUAGCUCCUAGGAGUCCUGAUUUCCUCGGUCCUUGAGUUACCUUAGGAGCACCAGGAGGAAGCCGACCGAGGCCACUUGACCCGAGCUGCCGAGGUCGACGAUUUACAGAAUGGUCCAGCACUUUUUUUUUUUUCCUUUUCCUUCCUUUUUUCUUUCUGUGGGUGGGUUUUGUUUCCUCUUGUUUCUUGAGUCUCACUAAGGAGAAACUUUUACUGGGGCAAAGAGCCGACGGCUGCCCUGCCCCAGGGCGGGGCCUUCCUAUGAAUGUAAGACUGAGAUCACCAGCGAGAGGGAGAUGUCCGAAGUGCUGGCCACGGCCUUAUCUAGAAAGGGGCAGGCCCUCUGACUUAAGAGUUUUUAAACUAAAGUAGACACCACUGAACAAGGAAUGUACUGAAAUGACUUCCUUAGGAAUAGAGCUAAGGGACAAUAACUUGCACUAAAAUACAUUUAAAUACUUGAUUCCAUGAGUCAGUUUAUUGUAGUUUUUGAUUUCUGUAAAAUAAGAGAAACUUUUUGUAUUUAUUAUUGAAUAAGUGAAUGAAGCUAUUUUUAAAUAAAAGUUAGAAGAAAGCCAAGCUGCUGCUGUUACCUGCAAAACUAACAAACCCUGUUACUUUGUACAAACAUGUAAAUAUUUUGAGAAAAAAAAUACAGUAUAAAAAUAGUUAUUGACCAAAUGCUACCAGGCUCUGCAGCAGCUCGGGUGCUUAUAAAAUGUUCAUAGGGAUGUUACAAUAUAAUUUUGUUAUAAAAUAUGCCAUUAUAAUUAUGUAAUAACCAAAAUUUCCACCUAGAGUGUUUGGGGCUUUUUGGAAACGACAGUCUAUUAGUACUUACUUGUUUUAUACACCUUGCUUCUGAUAGAACGGAGUGUAUGCUAUGACUACAACUUUUAUAGCCGUUUUGGUAACUUAAACUAAUUUUUUCACAUUAUAUUGUUGCAUCCCUACUUCUUCAGUCAGGUUUUUUGUGCUUUUACAAUUUGUGAUAACUGUGAAUAACUGCUUAAAAACAACCCCAAAUGGAAGCUGAAUUUUUCUUCAGCAAAAGUAGUUUUGAUUAGAACUUUGUUUCAAGCCACACACAAAACAAAAAUCGUGUAAACAUACUAGGAUCAUGUAGCAGGAACUCAAAUUUAACUCUCUAGUUUAUUUAACACAAAAAUUUGAAGAAAAAAAAAAAAAGAGAGAUGUGACUGCUUGCAGCUGCGGGACCCCGGCAAUAGGGUUUCGGAAGAUGUAAUUUUAAGAUGUGUUUGUAUGAACUGUUUGUUUACAUUUCCUUAAUUAAAACACACACACACAGUUUUGUGUUUGCUUGUAGAAACUUAAUCAGCAUUUUGAACCAGGUUAGCUUUUUAUUUUGUACUUAAAAUUCUGGUACUGACACUUCACAGGCUGAGUAUAAAAUGAAGUUUCUGUGUGCACAAUUCAAGUGGACUGUAAGCUGUUGGUAUAUCCAGUGAUGCAGUUCUGAACUUGUAAUGUAUAUGGCAUGAUGUAUUUUUAUCUUACAGAAUAAAUCAAUUGUAUAUAUUUUUCUCUUGAUAAAUAGCUGUAUGAAAUUUGUUUCUUGAAUAUUUUUCUUCUCUUGUACAAUAUUCUGACAUCCUACCAGUAUUUGUCCUCCCGGGUUUUUGUUUUGUUUUCUGUUCUGUAUAAUAGUAUCUAAUGUUGGCAAAAAUUGAAUUUUUUGAAGUAUACAGAGUGUUAUGGGUUUUGGAAUUUGUGGACACAGAUUUAGAAGAUCACCAUUUACAAAUAAAAUAUUUU
Molecule: messenger RNA, 17127 nt
Organism: Capra hircus (goat)
Lineage: Eukaryota; Metazoa; Chordata; Mammalia; Artiodactyla; Bovidae
Gene: KMT2C
Product: lysine methyltransferase 2C
Exons: 61
Coding region: 255-15236 (4993 amino acids)
Biological process (GO): positive regulation of transcription by RNA polymerase II
Cellular component (GO): MLL3/4 complex; nucleus
Molecular function (GO): histone binding; transcription coactivator activity; histone H3K4 methyltransferase activity
Source: RefSeq, a predicted model, not a curated record